UUUGAGAAAAGUAUCAUACAUAUCUUGCCCUGCGUCGGGUUAGUACGUCACUCGCAUAAUGAUGUGGAAAAGUAUAGCCUUGUUAGCCAUAGUGGCUUCAGUGCAGUGUAACCCGGUGAAGGAAAGCGGCUUAGCUGAAAAAUUCGUUAGUGCCGUCUCGGAGUGCAUAGAAAAGGAUACGUCGUUAUGUUUGAAGGAAAAAGCGUUGAAACUCACCGAAAGACUGUCUCUGACGAAAGACGUCAGCCUCCUGGAAGGCAUGUCUCUGGUCAACACUGGCUCAGCUCGAUCAGCGAGGAGUUACGAACCGCUAGCUGAGGAGCCAAAAGCCAGGGAAAUCCAAUUGAACGAGAGGAUAGCCAACAAUAUCGGAGACUUCUUGGAUGGCCAUGUGCUGCAACUGCGCCUGACAGAACCUGAGGCGGAAUCCAGGGAAUUGGAUGAGGAAGGCCGUGGCAAGAAGAAGAAGAUAAAGAAGCUGCUCCCUCUUCUUCUGCUCUUGAAGCUGAAACUCGCCGCAUUAGUUCCUCUCUUUUUGGGUAUCAUCGCCUUCGCUGCGGUCAAGGCAGUCUUUCUUGGCAAGAUUGCCUUCGCCAUGAGUGCCUUUAACCUGGUUAGGAAACUGUUAGCAAAGGGAGGUUCAGGUCACAGCUCAGGUUCUAUCAGUAUCACCCCCCACCAUCACGAAGAACACCCAGGGUACAACUACGAGCCAGCGCAAGGAUGGAGCAGGCAAGCGAGUGAUGCAUCUUCGAUGGCCUACGCAGGCCAGUUGAACUAGAUUUAUGUGUGCGUGUGUAAUUUAUUGUGUGUGUAUGUGUAUUUAUGUUGCCAUGUAUGAGUAUUGAGUACCUCAGUCUAUUUAUUGAGUAAAUAUUUAUUCGAUAAUGUU
This is a messenger RNA of Plodia interpunctella (Indianmeal moth), 892 nucleotides long. RefSeq lists its product as uncharacterized. Gene Ontology annotation, cellular component: membrane. Bases 59 to 781 code for a protein of 240 amino acids. The transcript has 3 exons. Lineage: Eukaryota; Metazoa; Arthropoda; Insecta; Lepidoptera; Pyralidae. The record is from RefSeq and is a predicted model, not a curated record.